Messenger RNA from Aphanomyces invadans, 1939 nucleotides. RefSeq lists its product as hypothetical. NCBI's taxonomy places the organism in Eukaryota, Oomycota, Saprolegniomycetes, Saprolegniales, Verrucalvaceae. The coding region runs from base 46 to 1902 and encodes 618 amino acids. The record is from RefSeq and is a predicted model, not a curated record. Gene Ontology annotation, biological process: rRNA processing. Gene Ontology annotation, cellular component: sno(s)RNA-containing ribonucleoprotein complex; small-subunit processome; Mpp10 complex. The transcript is spliced from 8 exons.
GGUGGAGCAGCAAAAAGUUUGGCGCCGCGGUUCGGAGGAACGAAGAUGACCGGCCAUGAAGACGCGUCCGUGAUGGAAUCGUUCCGCCGAAAUGUGUUGGAAAAGCCAGAGGUCUUCUUUGCACCGUCGACAGAGCUCGCGACCGAGAUCGCGCACUUCACCAAGUACUUGUUCGACCAAGCCAAGAAAUUCGAAUCAGCCGAGAGUGCUGCGUCAUCGUUAGAUGCACUUUAUGUGGACGGCUUCGAUGCCGACCAGAUUUGGGAACAGUUGAAGCUCCAGAACGAACCUGUGGUGAAAGAAGUCGGGCGGCAGAUCAAGAAGCUCGCCAAGAACCCGACCUCCGUGGCGUUCUUCGCAGGCGAAACGUCCGACGAUGCCACGGGUGCUGGGAACAGCGAAUCUGAAGGCGACAUUGCAGAAGAGCAGGACAACGAUAUGUCGGAAGGCGAGGAAGAGGACUCUGAACCGAAUGACCGCGAUGACCGGGACGACGACGAAGAAGAAGACGAGGACGGCUUGGACGAUGAAGACGAGUUGACGUCGGCGCCAACGAAAUCGUCGACAGGCUCCAAGAAGCGCAAGCGCCGCGACUUGGAAGAUGGGUUUUUCGACUGGGACGAAAUGGAAAAGGCCGCGGAAGAGGAGGAACUGGACGAUGACGAAGACGACGAGAAUAUCGACGAUGACGCGGAAGGUGACGAUGACGACGAUUUCGAAGACGAAGAUGACGACGGGUUGAAUGAGAAAACAGCCACUUACAAAGACUUGUUCGACGAGCCCACGGAAGAGGGCGACGAUGGCGACGACAAUGAAGUUGACGAAGAGGUUGCCGAGGAGGAAGACGAGAAGCCAUCGUCGAAGCGAAAGGCGGCGACAUUGCUGACCGACGAACAAGAAGAGGAACUCGCGGAACGAGGUAUUUUGUCGACACACCAACGCCGAUCGAACCACUUGCAUGAUCAAAUCAAGAGCCUCGAGGAGGAAGCGCUCGGUGAUAAACCGUGGGUGCUCAAGGGCGAGGUCAAGGCGUCCGCGCGUCCGGAGAACUCGCUCCUCGAAGCAACGCUCGAGUACGACCGGCCGACCAAGGUCGCGCCCAUCAUCACGGUCGAGGUGACGCAGGAGUUGGAAGAGCUCAUCAAGAGUCGCAUCCGGGACGACAACUUCAACGACGUCGUGCGCAAGUUGGCAGUGAACGAGAAUGCGCAGAAAGAAGCGACGGAGCUGUCAAUGGAAAAAAGCAAAGAAGGCCUCGGUGAGAUUUACGAAAAGGAGUACAUGAAGACCGCGAUGGGCUUCGAAGACAACUCGGAGCUGAAGAAGGAGCAGGAAGAAAUCGACGUGAUGUUCCAGAAGCUGUGUUGGAAGCUCGACGCCCUCACCAACUUUCACUUUACGCCGAAACCAAUCGUUCGGGAAAUGCAUGUCACCCCCGCCGCCCCCGCAAUUACGAUGGAAGAGGCGGUCCCGAUUGCCGUCAGCGAUGCCAACCUCCAUGCACCCGAAGAAGUGUACGACAAAAAACACAAGCGAGACGGGGUGGUUCGGUCGCGCGAAGAAAUGUCACAGGAUGAGCGCAAGGCUGCGCGCAACGCCAAGAAGCAUGCCCGCCGAAAAUCGCGCAAACAAAAGGAAGCGGACGAAAAGUUCGUGGCCAAAGUCAACCCGGGCAUGGGCAACAAGUACGAAAAGAAGAAACUGCUCGACAGCUUGCAGGCCAAGAAUGUGUCGACGGGCAAGGCGAUCGAAGGAUCGACGCGGCAGUUCUCCAACUCGUCCGAGUUCUUUUCCCGAUUACAGGACGAGCAAAAGGCGGCAGCCGCGGGCCAAGCCCCUCGUUCGUCCUACAAGAAAAACGACCCCAAGGCGGGGCGCGGCGCGGCGUUUUACAAAUUGUGAUGACUAUUUUACUUGCAACCAACUCGCUCUCUUUCCG